Acanthosepion pharaonis is the source of this 855-nucleotide messenger RNA. The record is from the annotation of a GenBank genome assembly. Lineage: Eukaryota; Metazoa; Mollusca; Cephalopoda; Sepiida; Sepiidae.
AUGACAAGGGUUGUUUUUACUUUCUUUUUGUUUUGUUUUCCCUUUCCUUCUCAUUUCUUCAUUUUCAUCUUCUUUACAUAUCUUUUUUUCCUUUCUUUUUCACUUCUUUUUCAUUUUUGUUCAUUUUUUUUUUUAUCUCUCUCUUCUGUCUGUUUUCUCCAGCAUUUUUCUUUCAUUCAGUUUCUUUGUUUUUCUCUUUCUCUUUCUCUUUUCUUUUUGUUUCUUUUUUCAUUUUCCUCCCUUUUUUUUUUCUUUGUCUAUGUUUCAACCUUUUCUUACUACUUUUCAUAUCUAUCUCUGGGGCUUUUCUUUAUAUAUCUAUCUAAGGCUUUUCAUAUAUCUAUCUAUCUAUCUAUCUAUCUAUCUAUCUAUCUUUUCUAUCUGUCUCAAGCUUUUCAUAUCUGUCUAUCCAUCUGUUUAUCUAUCUCAGGUUUUUCAUAUCUAUCUACCUAUCUUGUAUAUCUAUCUAAGGCUUUUCAUAUCUAUCUGUCUGAAGAUUUUCAUAUCUAUCUAUCUAUCUAUCUAUCUAUCUAUCUAUCUAUCUAUCUAUCUAUCUAUCUAUCUAUCUAUCUCAAACCUUUCAUAUCUAUUUAUCUUCUUUUCUGUCUUGAACUUUUCAUAUCUAUCUAUCUGUCUAUCUAUCUAGGGCUAUCUCAACAAUUUUUUUUCUCCCUUUCUUAUAGUUUCUCUUUUUUUUGUCUUUCCUUUCUUUUUUUGUUUUCCUUGUCUAUUUUCCCAUUUUUUCUUUGCUCCAUUUCUUUCUUUUUCUCCUUUCAUUUGUGUGUCUUUUUUUCUUUUAAUUUUCUUUUAACUUUUUCUGCUUAUUAUCUUUCUAUCCUUCAUCCAUUUAUCUGA